AUGGCUGAGAUUGAGUUUGAAAGUCUAUUCAAUCAUGCCAUGAGAGGACAGUGGAGAGAAGUUCUAGAGUUAUAUGAGAAAAACCCUGAAGUACUAGAAGCAAAGAUCACAAAAGCAGAAGACACAGUGUUACACAUUGCUGUAUAUGUAAGCCAAACCUUCUUUGUGACAACCUUGUUAGACAACAUAAGCCAAAACAUGUGUAGGAACAUCCUAAGAAUGCAAAACUCAAAGGGAAACACUCCCCUUCAUGUUGCAGCUGAGCUUGGGAAUGUGGACAUUUGCAACAACAUUGCCAAAAGAGAUCCUACCCUCAUUUCGUACCGGAAUUUCGAAGGCGAAACUCCUCUUUUCUUGGCUGCUGUUCAUGGAAGAAAAGAUGCUUUCCUUUGUCUUCACGGUCGACAUCAGAACAAAGAUGAUGACUCGAUCUCAAGAAAAAACAACGGAGAUACCAUUCUUCAUUCUACCAUAUCAUCAGAAUACUUUGAUUUGGCGCUUAGAAUAAUUGGAAUGUAUCCAAAGCUUGUGAACGGUGUAAACCAUGAAGGAUUAUCACCUCUGCAUAUUCUUGCUAAGAAGCCUAAUUGUUUCAGAAGCUGCACAAGGAUGGAGUUAAUCGAUAAUAUCAUCUACGCAUGUUCGAUUGUCGAUGAGGAAAAGGAAGAAAGAUACGACCAAAGUUAUAAUACUUCAGCACACACACAGACUUCAAGCAACUAUCCAUUGAACUAUGGAACAUGCAUGACCUUCUUAUCUUCGUUGAAUGGCUGUUUUAAAGUAACAACAACGGGAAAAGAUACUGAUGCUACAGAAACUACUGAUGAAGAGAAUAGUUUUUGGCGAAAAGCCGAGCAAGGGCAAGCAGAGAAAGAGAAAAAAAAUUAUAGGUUCCCUCCAAAUUGGGAAUCCAUGAUCCGAUUGUUAAUCCUUACAUUGAAGUCCUUCCUAAUCCUUUUUGGUGUUGGAUCGACAUGGAUAGAGAAAAUACAACGAAAGAAGGAAAAACACAUUCGAGCAAAGCAAGUGAUGAAUGAACUGAUUCAACGCGCUUCUCUUUAUAAGUAUGAUUUUACAGGACCAAGUCCUCAUAUUGAAGAGUAUGAUGACGAUGAUGAUCGUGACAUAAGUAAAAUAAAGGGCAUAGCAGAAAAAGAAGCUGCUGAGAAAAGAAGAGUGAUGUCGCCUAUUUUAAUUGCAGCAAAAAUGGGAGUAACAGAAAUGAUUGAGAAGAUUCUAGAUAUGUAUCCUGUGGCUAUACAUGAUGUGGAUUUUCAGAACAAGAAUGUUGUUCUUUUGGCCAUAGAGAAUAGGCAACCUCAUGUGUAUAGUAUGUUAAAUAAGAGAAGUGUAAUCAAAGAAACUGCAUUUCGUCAAGUCGAUAGCAACGGUAACAGUGCAUUGCACCUUGCUGCUACUUAUAGGAGGUUUCGACCUUGGCGUGUACCUGGUGCUGCAAUGCAAAUGCAGUGGGAAUACAAAUGGUAUAAGGUUGUUAAGGACUCCGUGCCACCUAAUUUCUAUGAACGUUAUAAUAAGGAUGGGAAAACAGCUAAACAAGUUUUUAUUGAUACUCAUGGACAGCUUGCAAAAGAAGGUAGUAAAUGGCUCACAAAAACCUCAGAAUCAUGUUCAGUGGUAGCAGCACUUGUUGCAUCAGUUGCAUUCACAACCUCAACAGCUAUACCAGGUGGUCCUGAUCAAGAAUCUGGUAUACCACUACUGCUAAAAAAGCCUGCAUUCAAACUCUAUGCUGUUGCAUCACUUGUUGCACUUUGCUCCUCUGUUACGGCCCUUAUUCUGUUUCUUUCGAUACUGACGUCUCGGUUUCAAGAAAAGGAUUUUGUGGUGGACUUACCGAGAAAGCUUCUUCUUGGACUGACUACGCUCUUUACAUCUAUAGCAUCUGUGUUGGUUUCAUUCUGUGCAGGGCAUUUCUUUAUUGUUGAAAGCCAGAUGAGAUUUGCAGUUUAUCCCAUAUAUGCUGCUACAUGUUUGCCUGUCUCAUUUUUUGCUUUGGUUCAACUACCUCUGUACUUUGAUCUGGCUUUGGCUAUGUUUCGGAAGGUUCCUCAGCGCAGCUACAAAGUGUUUUUUCACGAGUUGCAUCAUCAUUAG
This is a messenger RNA of Lathyrus sativus (Indian pea), 2118 nucleotides long. Lineage: Eukaryota; Viridiplantae; Streptophyta; Magnoliopsida; Fabales; Fabaceae. The record is from the annotation of a GenBank genome assembly.